AUGAAACAAUAUCAACGCACUUAUCUUCACGUACUUGAGCGUAAUAAUCUGACGGAUGGCACACAAGUCUUGCAAGUAGAAGAAAUACCGCCUCCAUAUUCGAUAUAUGUACAACAAUCGAUGGAAAAUGAAUGGAUAGACGAAAUCAUCGAAUUGAAACCUCUAAGCAGACAUAAAAACAAAUACGGGUUUGUCAUCAGUGGCGGAAUCGAUACAAGUAAUGGCCGAGCGAUUGUUAUUACACAUAUUGAACAUCCCUCGAAGACUUUGGAAGACAAUGGACGAAGUAAACUUCGUCUUUUCGAUCGAAUUCUUUCGAUAAACGAUACUGAUUUACGUCAUGUGACUCACGAUGUCGCUGCUGGAGCAUUUUCAUCUCUUCAAGGUCAAUGCAUCACACUUCGUGUUUGCCGUCUGAACCCUGCAUACAUAGAACAUGUUGAAUUAACAAUACCAAUGGGCUCAGAAGACGAACCUUUAGGUAUUACAAUAAGUGGGGGAUUGGACGAAGAGAACGAUGAUUGCGGUUUAUUUAUUACUCAAAUCGAUCUAAACGGUCUGUUAGCGUUGAAUACCAAGAAAAAUCAAGUUCAGGUUGGUGACCGUCUAUUAGAAAUCAAAACAAAUUAUACCAGUGCAAAUUUACAAUGGGUGACCCAUUCUAUGGCUGCUCAAUUGAUUCGAAGGAUAUGUCAAGAUAGUCGACGAAUUACAUUGAUCGUUGCUCAUCGGACUUCAGACUUAUAA
Messenger RNA from Adineta ricciae, 747 nucleotides. Lineage: Eukaryota; Metazoa; Rotifera; Eurotatoria; Adinetida; Adinetidae. The record is from the annotation of a GenBank genome assembly.